AUGGAGCAUAUGUCUGGUCUUAGGCGAACGACAUCCAGGUCAGAGAGUGAGAAUCAUUUUUUUCGUCAAGUGUGCAAUUCGAAAGCUACUCUUGUUGAGUUCAUGACGCAUUAUGAGACUACAAUAGAAGCACAACGUCACACACAUCGUAAAAAUGAUCAUGAAUCUCGAUACAAAAGACCCCAGUUGAAGAGUAGUUACAAAUUGUUGGAAGGGCAAGCUGUUGAUAUAUACACAAAAAAUAUUUUUUGUGACGUUCAAGCUGAGCUUAUUGGAGUUGCGGAUUGCAUAAAUCAACGUUACGAAGAUCAGCCUGAUGGGUUUGUUAAGUUUUACGUAAAUGACUUCCAACAGCCUUGUACAUCCUUAUUUGAGACAAACAUUCUAUGCAUGGCGUUAUAG
Helianthus annuus (common sunflower) is the source of this 402-nucleotide messenger RNA. Its product is annotated as protein FAR1-RELATED SEQUENCE 5-like. Lineage: Eukaryota; Viridiplantae; Streptophyta; Magnoliopsida; Asterales; Asteraceae. The transcript has 2 exons. The record is from RefSeq and is a predicted model, not a curated record. Bases 1 to 402 code for a protein of 133 amino acids. Gene Ontology annotation, biological process: regulation of DNA-templated transcription.